AUGGGUAGAAUUCAUUCUAAAUCUAGUCGAGCUCGGACUAUACCACGACCACGAGAUCAUUAUAAACGAAAUUGUUCGAUAGAUUCGAUUAUGUCAUUGGGUUCUUCAGAUACCACUCUCGCAUGUCUUGAAGAUACGAGAUCGGUUAGAUCAUUAGGCUCUUCGAAUACCAAUACUGCAUAUGCUGAAGAUUCGAAAUCUAUUAGAUCAUUGGGUUCUUCAAAUGAUACAUGUAUUGGGGAUAUUAAAUCUACCACAUACAUUGGAGACAUGAAAAUGUAUGGGAAAGACGAAGCACAAAGAAAUGAUGAGUGUGAUAGACUGCAUACUAUUCAUUUUUCGAUAAGAGAUUUAUGGAAAAGUAACUUCUCUGCGCCAAUUGAAGAUCUUCUAACAGAUGGACAAGCAAAAGUUCUUGAUGUUGG
This is a messenger RNA of Racocetra persica, 425 nucleotides long. NCBI's taxonomy places the organism in Eukaryota, Fungi, Glomeromycota, Glomeromycetes, Diversisporales, Gigasporaceae. The record is from the annotation of a GenBank genome assembly.